This is a messenger RNA of Astrephomene gubernaculifera, 5186 nucleotides long. The record is from the annotation of a GenBank genome assembly. Lineage: Eukaryota; Viridiplantae; Chlorophyta; Chlorophyceae; Chlamydomonadales; Astrephomenaceae.
UGCAUGCACAGAUAUAAGAAGUGCUUUUAGCUGUUUGCUGAUAGUUUAUACCUCUAACAAUUCAACGAUGGUUUACAUGGCCUGAGUCCUCUCCGAAUAUUUUGCAACUUUCCUGCCGUAUGUGAGGAAGAGAAGUUAUUCUAAAUUGGCGUUCUGACGCCACUUUGUAGUGAGAGGAGGAGGAGGUUCUCCUCUACCCAUCAACGCUGUCCCGGGCCCGCCUAGCGCUUAGCAGGGGCAGCGCUCGGGACUAUGGGCUGCGCCAGCAGUACACCCAAUGUGGACGAUGUCCGGCAACAGUCCAACCCUGUCCAGCCGAAGCCAGCGCCGACGCCAAAGCCGGUGGAGCCAGCCAGGGUUGAGGCGAAGCCUGAGUUGCCGAGUACCAAGCCCUCAGACGCCGUUGUUGAGAAAACACAGAGCAUGAAUCGAGGACAACCAGAGUCUGGACCUGUGCAGCAUUCGAAUGCUGCUCAAGGGCAGCAGCAGCCGGGUACAAAAACACGUCGCGCGGCAGCGGGCUCAGAGGCUGUUAGGGACCAGAUUAGGAAGCUUGCUGUAGGUGGGCCUCAAGCAAAGGAGGAGAAGGAGAAGAUUUACGAAGUCAGCGACUCUGAGGAUGAGGAGCUUGACGACGACCCGCAGGAGCGGUCUACUUUGUCGGGCGACUGGUAUAAGCCGCAGGAGGUUACAGAUGCCAUCCUUGAGGCACUGAAGCGGAACUUCGUGUUCAAAGGCAUCCCUCAAAACCACCUCGUCGAGGUGGUUGGGCGCAUGUAUGGUAUCAGCUUCAGGGCCGGCGCAGUUGUCUUGCAGCAGGGCGCGCUGCCCAAGCAGGAUGACUGCAUGUACUACUUGCAGUCAGGGGAGGCGGAGGUGGUCAUCAGCGGCGGUGCCGAUGCGGUCGCUAAGAACAAUACCCACGAAGAGCGUAUUCUCGAGGGGCACACUGUCAGGAUCUUGCAGAAGCCGGGGUGGCUGUUCGGAGAUGUAGCACUCCUCUUCCACUCCCCGCGUACUGCAUCCGUCAUGGCGAAGACGAACAUCACGGUUUGGGCCAUGGAUCGGAGAACUUUCCUUAAAUUCGUCAUGAAGCAUGCCCAGGGUGCCCGCGCGCUUCGUUUCCUGCGCAAGCUGCCACUGCUGAAGGGUCUGUCGGACAACGACCUUAUUCGUGCGGCGUCACGCAUGCCGCAGCGCAUGUAUGAGGACGGGCAGCCGCUUAUCCGCAUCGGAGAGCGCGGUGAUGAGCUGUUCCUUAUUCGAUACGGCAAGGUGCGCGUCUUCCGGCCUGACGGCAAUGGCGGACGCGUGGAGGUGGCCGUGCUGGGUCGCGGUCAGUUCGUUGGCGAGCGUGCCGUCAUCAACGACAAGCUGCGCAGUGCUGAUUGCGUGGCGCAGGGCCAGGUGCAGGUGGUGGUGCUGAAAAAGCGCGAGUUCAUGGACCUGGAUAACCCGCUGCUGGCGUGGAUGCUCGACUAUGAUGCCGUGUCAGCUGUGAUCAGGUCGCUGCCCCAGUUCAAGGGGCUAAAGCAGGAGCAGAUGGAGAACAUUCUGGAUCGCUUCGACGCGCGGCAGGAGCUGUCGGAGGGGGAAACUAUUCUGAACCAGGGCGAACUGCUCGACCAGCUGUACGUGGUCAAGAUCGGCGAGAUCGCCCUGUACCGCAACAGCGAGAAGGUGGAGGACCCGAACUUCCUGCACGAAAUUGCAGGCUUCAGCUAUUUCGGCGAGACUUCCAUAGCACAGGUCGCGAAGUGCCCGUACACCAUCCGCGUCGCAUCGGAAACGGCGCACCUGCUGCGGUUGCCCAAGAGGCAAGUGGACUCCUUCAUGGGCCGGGACACCGGGCUGAAGUCGGAUGAGGCCGUCGUAGCAGCGCUCAAGAAGUCCAAGUUCCUGGUCAACAUGACGGAGCUGGAAUUCAAGGAGCUGCUGAAGGCCUGCGAGCUGACGUCGUACAACCCCGGGGAGGUGAUUGCGGUCGCCAACAGCUCCGUCACGAACAAAAUCUUCCUGAUCAAGUCCGGGGAGGUGAUGGUCGUGGCGGCGGACCUGGCGCUGCCGGACAGCGGUGAGGUGGACGUACGGAAGCUGGGGGGCAGUGAGCGGCAGCGGCUGCUGGCUGGGAAUGUGUUCAACGACAAGGCGCUUAAUAGCCCGGAAACGGCCUCCCUGGAGGCGUCCCUGGUCGCAGCGACACCAUGCAGCAUCAUCACGUUCACCACCUCGGAUGUGGAGAAGGUCAUGGGAGGCCGCGCAAUGAGCCGCAGCCGCAACGCCCUGACGGUCGGCGGCGCUGAGCAGCCCAAGUUCCCCAAGGUAAAGUUCACAGAGCUGGAGUGCCACCGCAUCAUUGGCACGGGCCAGUUUGGCCUUGUCCGAGUCGUCCGCAACAUCAAGACGAACGAGGUGUAUGCCCUCAAGGUCAUGCACAAGGCACCCAUCGUGGAGUCCAAGCAGAUUGAGCACGUGAUCAACGAGCGGAAGAUCCUGGAGGAGGCCUGCACGCACCCGUUCUGCGUACGGAUCUGCGGUGCCUACCAAGACAAGUCGUCGCUCUACCUGCUACAGGAGUGGGUGCCGGGUGGAGAGCUGUUCCACCACCUAGACGUGGAGGGCGCGUUUGACGAGCCCACCGCCAUGUUCUAUGCGGCUAACGUGCUGCUAGCGCUGGAGUUCCUGCACAACAAGGGCAUCGUGUACCGCGACCUCAAGCCGGAGAACCUGCUGCUCGACACGCAGGGCUACAUUAAGAUGGCGGAUUUCGGCUUUGCAAAGUACAUCGGCGGGGAGAAGACGUUCACAAUAUGCGGGACUCCGGACUACCAGGCACCCGAGGUCAUCAUGCGGCGCGGCACAACCAAGGCUGCGGACUACUGGGCGCUCGGCGUGCUCAUCUUUGAGAUGCUGGUCGGUGACCCGCCCUUCAAAUCGCUCACCGGCGACCCAUGGGACACCUUCAGGCGCACACUUUCGGGCCGCUUCUAUGUGCCCAACUUCAUCUCUGACCAGGCUGCAGACCUCAUCUUCAAGCUUCUGCAGGUGAACCCGGAUAAGCGCCUUGGCAGCGACCGGCGAUUGGGGGCCGAGGAGAUUAAACGGCACCGCUGGUUCAGCCGCAUCGAUUGGAAGGCGCUCGAGCUAAAACGGUUGCCAGCUCCCUUCCGCCCGCGCGUCCGGAACCCGCUUGACACGUCUAACUUUGACAACUUUGACAGUGUCGACAUCGAGCCGCCCCCUGUGCCCCCUGACCGGGCGGAAAAGCACAACCAGCAGUGGGAGCUUUGGGACUGGAUUGAGGACAGCCGAUGAGCACCGGGGGAUGACGGGGCGCGUGUUGAGUGCUUGUUUGCGGGCUGUAGGUAGGCUGGUGCUCCACUUGUGGAGAGGGUUAUUUAGACGGUAUUACGAGGCUAGGUUGCGUGUUGUCGUGGGGUGAGGGGCUGCCGGGGGUUAGUGUGCGAACAGUGCAUGCAGCUCCAUCUGGUUGAGAGUGAAUGGUCCUGGUGGAGGUAUGUUGCUUACGCGAAUAGAUACUUAUGGGUCUCGGGCAUUCAAACCAUGAUUGCGGAAUGUCGAUUGUUGCUUGCUUUCCUUGCUGCCGUCCUAGCAACGCAUCUGGUAUGUCAAGGAGUUUGGCUUUGCAUAAGAAUACGUAAUGCGCAGCAAUUGGCGUACAAUCCGGGUGGUGCGAAACUUCUUUUUGACGGUUGCCAAGGUCGGUACUGACACGUGGAAAGUGCCUUGCGAGCCUUAGAUUGGUGCGCUGUGCCUGCAACACGUAGGGGAGUAUCAUGAGGUGCGCGCGAGCCCUGAGGAGCGGUGUGUGUUCUGUUGGCGCUGCAUGGUGGAUGGCCGGCGGGGCCUUUGCGUCUUUUGCAGGGAGUGGCAAGGUGGGCCUAAAUCUGACUUGACUACCAACUUAGCAUUCGGCGCAGGGACUGCGCUGCCCACCCGGUCAUUAGGCGACGAUGGUGAGGUAGCGGGAGGAGGGGUAAUUUUACCGUUGGUCGACUUGGAACGGGGAUGGAUAUGUGUUGCUUAACGUGCGUUCCCGAGUGCGUAUACCUGGCAUGCAUGCGGCCAAGUCUUUCUUGCGACUUUGAGCAGGUGACUUCACCGUGAAUAGGACGCCCGAGGACGGGCCAUGCCUCGGCAAUGGCGUUGGCUGCCCAGCCUCGUCCAUUUAACUGCUCGGAUUGUGUGUGGGACGUGUAGGCAUACGGUGUGUAUGACGUGCUGUACAGGCUGGCUUCCAGCGUUUAACUGCUGUCCCGUGGGACCUCUUCUGUGGAGGCAUGAACCUUUACGACGGCGGAAAGCGAAAGCUGCUGUUGUGUUUUACUUUCUCGAGCGCGACGUAGUAAAGCUGUUGCAGUGCGGACGCUUAAAGCGUGCGUUAUAAUGCGCACGCAAUACUGGUUGCUGGAACAUACCAACGGCUUAGAUUCGUUUGUCUUUACUGUUUAUUGUGAACCUGUGGGUCCUUAUAUCCGCAGCGCUCUUCUGGCUGUUUAAGGUGGGUGCACCAGGCAAGCUGCCUGCAUCGCUGGAGCCUGCGUUUGACUGCAUUUGGGUAACUCGACAAAUCGUAUUGACCAACACCACCUUGUUAUCGUCUCGCAACGCACGACCUGCACCCCGGCGGCCAUCAGGAGGCACAUGGGCGCCCCUCCAUGGUAGUGACGGUUCUAUGUGCCAAGGCAACGCCACAGGCGCGGAGUAAGGAACCCAAGGCCAUGGGCAUGCGCAGUCAUCUCAGGCUAAUGCCGAAGCUUAAGAGCACGGUGUGAACAUUCGGGACGUUUAGCAAGUGCAAGGAUCGGCAAGCUGGCAGAAGGAGGUCAGCGUCCGUGUUGUUGCAUCACACCUGUCCUGCCAUGCAUCCACAGCCACAUUUGGUGGGAGGUCCAUGCCCACUUCAGGUAGCGGUGUUUAAUUGAGCCAAGAUAAGGGGUACGCCCUCUGGACAUUCGCUGGCAUUCACUUGGUUGGGAAUGGGUACAUGGGCAUGAUCAUCACCGGAAUGGGCGGCAUGGGGGAGGCAGCUUGCCACGGUUUCCCCGGUUCAGGAAUAGCUGCCUAUCGUGCGAUCGCCAUCCGGGAUGCCUACGCAAUCCGUUGCUUUGGCCUUGGCAGCAUACAGGUUCAGGGAGGAUAAAGGAAGAAGUGUCAUAUUACGG